Trypanosoma grayi is the source of this 288-nucleotide messenger RNA. RefSeq lists its product as hypothetical. Lineage: Eukaryota; Euglenozoa; Kinetoplastea; Trypanosomatida; Trypanosomatidae. The transcript has a single exon. The coding region runs from base 1 to 288 and encodes 95 amino acids. The record is from RefSeq and is a predicted model, not a curated record.
AUGUCAGGCUGCAGUAUUGCGCAGUGUAUCGCCCUCGGCGUCGCGCUUGUCGUGCACCGCGGGCGGAGGGGCGCGAAGGCACGACUUCUGGACGCAGAGAUACUGCAGCCGCUAUCGCUCCCGCGUCGAGUGGAGGUGGUCGCGUGCUGCAGCGCCCACGACGCUGGCGUUGACGCGUUGCUGUCGAUGAGCCUGGCGGAGGGCGCCGGCUGGCUCCUGCAGCUGCUGUCGGGUGGUGGGUACGGGCCGCAGGUCGAUGCCGCCGUGCGUUUCGCAGCUGAAUCGUAA